CCCCUUUUUUCCCCCGGGAGAGUGGGGGGAUCUGCUGGGACCCCACCUUCGAGUUGGUUUUGUCAGGCCGUGGGGCGGGCGUAGGUCCUUCGGACCGGGCCUGCCAGCGAACCCGCCCUCCCCGCCCCCCCCCCAUCUUGUCGGGCUUGGGACACCUGCGAGCAAAGGCCGGGGGGGGCCGGUCCCUGCAGGACCUGGGUUGCCGUGCUGGUAUUUUCUGCGUGGUGAAGCGAGGCGGCAGCAUCUCGCCAGGGGCUCUGGACUCUCUGGUUGCUGUGGCUUCUUCAUCGAGCUCCCACUAAACUCCCAAACGCACCGUUUGUGGUUCUGAGCAUUUCCAGGCUGCAGUGGGUCUGUCUGGUGGUCAUUCUGAGAUCGCCUAAAUCGUUCAUAAAAUGAGCUGGCGUUCAAAUAUUGCACUAUUAUGUGGCUUUUCCCUCCCCGCAAAUCUGUUUUUCAACUGUGGUGCAUUCAGGAAGUUUCAGCUAACUUAGGGCACUCACUGCCAGGCUGUUCGGUUAAUUACACUAAUGUUGUUAAUAAUACAUAUUAAUGUUGCUUGCCUGCAUUCCAUGCUUUUAUUGCAUUUUUGGAAUGUGUUUUCUGUUGGAAAGUGGUUUAAUGUUCAGAAACUGGUUGCAAAGUCUUGUUUUGAGAUACACAGAAAAGGGCUUUCAGGAUGAGCGGCCACACUUACAGGAUUAAGUUUUUGUAGUUUUAUGUCCUGGAUCUGUAUUUGAGAUUCUGAAUUGCACUCAAAGCCCUAGGGAGCGGUGGAAAAAGCAGGGGAGUAGGAGAAUCACGAAGUAGAAUAACUGCAUGCUGCUGCUGAAAUACAAGUUUCAUAAAUGGUAAAGAAGAGUUCAUGGUUUCUGGUUUGCAUAAUGGCAGAGACGGAAUAGGCGUAAAGGAGACUGUAGUGCGGGUGAGAAGUGCCAAGCCCCUUGGAAGGCUUUGCUCUGUAAAAAAGAAGAAAUGAGUCUUAGAAAUGACGAUGAAGUGUUUGGGACCAUUUUUGACUGGGACUAUCUCUUAUGGGAAGUUCGUUUGACAUUUAUAGCUGCUGGUUUUUUAAUCUACUUGGGGGUAUUUUUUCUGUCUCACUGGUUGUCUUCAUGGAUAAGCACCACUUAUCGUGCAUUGUAUGCAAAGGAGAAGGUGUUUUGGAAUAUGGCAGUCACACGUGGCGUGUUUGGACUUCAGAGUUGUGUUGCUGGUUUAUGGGCUUUGCUCAUAGAUCCUGUUUUUCAUGCUGACAAAGUGUAUUCACAGCAAAAGUGGAGUUGGUUUAACUGUUUAAUAGCUGCUGGAUUUUUCUUGCUUGAAAAUGUAGCUGUUCACAUGUCCAACAUUAUUUUUAGAACAUUUGAUGUGUUCUUGGUGGCUCAUCACUUGCUUGCUUUUGGUGGCCUGGCUGGUCUAGUAAUUAAUGUGAAAUCUGGACAUUAUCUGCCUUUGAUGGGAAUGUUGCUGGAGAUGAGUACUCCCUCAACAUGUAUUUCCUGGAUGCUUCUAAAGGCUGGCCGUGCUAGCACCUUCUUCUGGAAGGCAAACCAGUGGGUGAUGAUCCACCUGUUUCACUGCCGCAUGAUUCUUACUUACCACAUGUGGUGGGUGUGCAUUUUCAAUUGGAAUUCUGUGGUGGAAAACCUGGGACUUCUUCAUUUUAUUGUUUUAUUCUCGGGAUUAUUUGCCGUUACACUAAUACUUAACCCAUACUGGACAUACAAAAAAACUCAGCAACUCCUCCGCCCAACUGACUGGAACUUUGAAAGUAAAACAGUGGAAAAUGGAAAAUUAAAUGGUGAAACACAUCAAAAGAAGAGGAUAUAACACUGAAACAGAUGUUUCCUACUAGGGUAGUGGAAGAAUAUAAUGCAAAGUAAUUCUUUGCUUGUGAACUAGAAGCUUUUGCAAGAAGCUCAUUAACACAGUGAUUCCUUGCUGGUAGCAUUCUGUAUGCACUAGAAGUAUUUAAAAGCAUUAUUUGUGUUUCAUAUGUGCACACACAUAAGAUCUUCAACCUCUUAGUUACGAAUUGCACCAACAAUUUUAUCAGGUUGGACAGUAUUCCAUGAUUUAGUAAUGACAUGCUCUCUAAUGACAUCCUAUGUCCUAAUGCUUCAAAGUGGCUUUACAAUUAAUUUGUCUAUUAAGCUCAGCUUGAAUCAAGUUUAGCUUGAAUCCUAUUUCAUGUAUGUCAGAGAUACUGAUACUGGAAAUUAUGUUGUUUGUUAAGAUCAAUUAUGAACCAAAUUAGGUAUGCAUGGGUACCUAGUUCCUGUGUGCCAUUAAAUCAUUCCAAGUGGCUGAAUUGGUCAGUGGUAGAAGGCAGUCACGGCUGGGGUUUGGGUUUUUUGUUGUUGGGUUGUUUUGUUUUUUUUUUUUUAAGUGCACUUGAGGAAGAUAAUUGUUUGAGUGUUUGCUGUCAGAGUGAGUUGCAGCUUCCAGGUCGCCCUCAGUAUGGGAGGAGUUCCUGUCCACCACAAACAUGCAUGUGGGGUUGCAGGCAUUUGUUGUGUUGGUGGUCUAGCUAGCUAAUCAUAGUGGUCCCUUCUGGAUGUAAAAUCAGUGAAAUACAAGAGGUAAUGACAGAAUGUUUGACUCUGUUUCACCCUUGAAAAGAUUGCUGGUUGAUUAGUAAAAUUAUUUUAUUUGCAUGACCACUCAGGUCAACUUAAUUAGUUACACUAGUGCUCCUGUAUGGUUCCUCUAAUUUUUGAAAAAAAGAGGGGUUUGAGGUCUAUGGUGACUCCUCUGUGGAGGAAGGGCCAUAUCACCUCCUUCAGGAGUUCAGUUGUUCUUUUAGUAUUACUUUACUUUGAAGAACUUACAAAGUGACUCUAAUGAUCCUUUGCUCUUUAUCUGCCACAUCACUAAAUUUUUCCUUGACCUAAGGAAUAGGGGUUGCUUUUUUAGAUAGGGAUUUGUCAAACUGUGGUGAAUGUUCUCCUACUAAUAGUGUUGGACUGAUGGUUCCUGGGUGAAAUGUUGGACAGCAGAUGAAGGUAUAAAGAUCACGAUAGAAGAGAGUGACGCCUAGUGGCAGGAGAAUAAUAAAGGUAUUAAUUAAUUUUCAUGUACUGAACUAGUGAGAUAAAAAACCUGUUCUUUGAAACUUUGUUGUAUAGUGUGAGGACACUGCUACACAGUUUUACUUUCCAAAGGGCAAGCCCAAGCUGUGAAGAAUUUUAGGUCAAGGUGUGUGUUAAAGGCUUUGUGUACUGAUCUGUGGUUGAGCAUAUUGUUUUAAAUGUGUAAGAGAAGCACUGGUUGGUGUAAACAGCCUCAUUUUACUAAUUUUUUUGUGGGAAUGCCUUUGAUUUUGUUCUGAGGAAGCUAGUGGCCAGGUUGCUGUAUUCUCUAUUUUACUUUGUUGUGGGCAUAGAGUUGAAAAGCUACUGUAUGAGGGAGAGGAAACUUCUUACUGUACAUUACUGUACAAAUGUACAGACAGAUCUUGUUGGUGUGAUGAAGUGGUGAAUAUCUGAAAUUGCCUGUUCAAAACUAGGCUACGAGGGUCUUAGUAAUUUUGCACAGCAACCCUGUCUGUUAUCCUUCAGAUAUUCAAUAGAGAAAAAUCUAAAUUUUGUGUUACCUUCUUAAUUCUAAGCAGACCAGAAUGAUGAUAUAGUGUUUUGGCAGUGUCACCUGUCUGGAUGCUAUUUUAUAGAAAAGAGGGUUCUCUAAAGCUUAAAAUUACAUAUCUCUCCUGAGGGGUUGUGUGGGGGAGAGUAAUGUUAAAAGUACUUUAGAAUAAAGCAGAGGGGUGAAUUCCUCAGAAACAGAAUCCAAAUAUGUGACCCAAAUGCGUAUCUUGCAGAAUCCAAACCUCACUUACAGGAGUUCCAAGGGCAGAAGGCAGAGGAUAAGUCACCAGCUAUCAAAAUGAUGGUGUGCUUUAUGUAGCUUAAAACUGAAAGGUUUGGAUUCAAUAAAACAAGUUGUUUGUUAUAAAAAUCCCAGCUACAGAAUUCUGAAGAAUCUUAACAGAAAAUGGAAGCAUCAGAAGAAAAACAAGUUUUGGCUAAGUGAGUAAUUCUUAAAGUGGCUGGCUAAAAAAGGUGAAGUUUCUGUGUGCUGAAAUGAAAGAAUAUGGAGGUUUGAGGUUGUUGGUGUAUUUGGGACUUAAAAAAGAGAUUAGGUGUGCUCCAGGCAGACAGGUGGAUAGUUGUUAGUGGCAUCAGACUUCUAAAGUUUAAUAUUUUGUAUUAUUACUUUGUGUAAUGUUAUUAAAUUGGUUUUAAAUCUUUCACUAAAAGUAUUUUUUAUCAUAAUAAGGCAGUCUUUUUAGUAUGCAUCUUAGUGUGAGUUUUUUCACGCAAAGACUGUUACAGUGUAUCUUGAAAAUCUUUCAUAUGUCUUAACUAUAAUAAUACCUAAGAGCACCUGUUAACCUAAACACUACUAGAUCUCCUAUAAUAAGAGAGCGAUGCAAUAAAGCAAAUGACAGCACUCAUUUUGUUUCUGUUGGUUUGAGGGGUGAGGGGAUUUUACAGUCCAGCUAGAAAUACAACAGGACAUAAAAAUACAGACAACCUUUCUUAUUCAUCUUGACAGCCUAGAGUUGGAGUUACCAGUUCUAUUACAUGGAGCCUCUUUUUUUAUACUCAGGUGUUUUCUUCAGUGCCUUUUGGCUGCUUUCUUCGAGAGGAUUUUCUGGUUUAUGCUUGUGGGUGACUGUCUCAUUGCUCUGAAACAAGACUGGAAAAGCUAUCUUCACUGAGGGUUUUGCUGUCUAAUUACUCUCAUAACUAAGUGCUGCUCUUCAACCCAAAGGUAGACUAGCUAUAGUUUGUUUAUAAUUUUGGUAAUGUGAAACUAAUCCCAGUCCUGUUGGGCCUCUCUUACAAGUCCUCAUCUGCACUCUGAUGUAGAAAAAUUCAGUCAGCUUUAGUAGUGGCUAGAUCAGGUCACAGGGUGUGCUGCUGCUGUGAUUUGGACAACUCUUGCAUAAUAGAUUUUUGGGUGAACUUUUUGUUUGCCUAGGUGAUUAUUAGAGACUUCACCCUGCUUUCUUGUAGGAGAGGCUUAUUCAAGGAGUGCUCUUAGUGUCAUCUUUCUGGCUGAAACUUUAAAAAAAAAAAAAUCCCCCAAAUCCCAAACAAACAAACUGUGAUGGGGGUGUUUGGUGUUUAUUUAGAGGUUUGUUUUUGUUUGGUUUUUUUUGGUUUUGUUUUUUUGGGGGGGGGAUGGGGGGAUGGGGAGGGAGUGUUUUAAAGGAAGAUGUCUGAUCUAAGACACUCUGCCCAGGCACCUGGUUCUUACUGUCUUCAUACAGCAUUCCUAAGUCACAGUUUGUGUUUGCCUCCAUUUGUGUCCUGUCAUGUUUUUUUUCCAAAAGCUGUCAUGGUUUCCCCUCGCACCCACAAAUUUUUCUAUAAUAUUUACUCUUACUUGCAGUACUGGUCAUGACCUUGCAGCAGUCACAUUACCGCAGCAAUGUUUUUGUCUAAUAGUUUUCAGCAUGUACUGUUAGGCCCUUCCUUCGCUAAGUACCCAUGUCCAAAUCUUUCAAGUGUUUUUCCUUUUUCCUGAUAACACUGAUUAAAUAUUGAUGUCAUGUACAGUUAUAAGACACCUUUCUUAACCUCAGGGAGACUCCCACUUAAAGUGAAUUUAAAAGUGUUAAGCAAAUUCAAGUCUGCUCUGGUACAAUAUAACAUUUGUUGAACGGUACAACAUCUUUACAAUGUGUACAUAAAUAAAAGUAUUUUAUUGAA
Tyto alba (common barn owl) is the source of this 5723-nucleotide messenger RNA. It is a transcript of the gene CLN8, whose product is annotated as CLN8 transmembrane ER and ERGIC protein. Gene Ontology annotation, cellular component: membrane; endoplasmic reticulum. Gene Ontology annotation, biological process: lipid homeostasis. The coding region runs from base 976 to 1833 and encodes 285 amino acids. The record is from RefSeq and is a predicted model, not a curated record. Lineage: Eukaryota; Metazoa; Chordata; Aves; Strigiformes; Tytonidae. The transcript is spliced from 3 exons.